AUGAACGACAAUUCUGCACAUUCUCCAGUUGCAUCUCGUCCAACUCUCUCAGAACUCUCCCGUUGGGACCAUCCAGACCAUAUUCAUUCUAGGGACAAGAAGAUGUCGCUUGAUUUUCAACAGACCACCGCCCAGCCACCCCAUAGCAUUUAUCCUCCGAGCGACCUUGACCAGCCGUUCAUGCACAGCUCUGAGAAUCAGAGUUCUUCCCCGACCCACCCUCAUAUGAACGGCCAUAUUCAGCACCAUUCUUAUGACCAGGCAGAAGCAAUGGACGGUCCUGACCACCCAAGUUACGGUCUAUUUCCAGAGUCCAAUUCCCCCACUUCCUUCACCUCACAGCGCUACCGCACAAACGCUUCUUCCUCGUCUUCCCUGGGUCACGGUUUCGGAAUGAACUCGGAGGGCAUCUAUUCACAUGGGUCUUUCUCUGAUUCUGUUCCCUCUUUCAAUGGAUCCAAUGGCAACCCGUAUGAUAUUAUUACCAAUCUUAGCAGCGGCAAAGUCUCCCCAUUGACACCUUCUGACUCUGUCAGUAACUUGCACCAUCCAGGAGGAUUUCCUCCUUCUGUAGCCGGUAAGGACUACCCACCUCCAGGCUAUGCCGAUAUCCAUGAGCGGAGGCUUCCUGGGAUUGGCAGCAAUGGAUAUCAUUCUGAAUAUCCAGACUCGGACUAUGCGAUUGGCGUAAACAAUGGCCUCCCCUUUGGUCCUUCUGCCAUGCAACACUUCAACGAUCGAUUGGGACGCUUCCCCCCGGAUCGUUACACCCAUGGAUCAGGGCCUGUGCCCUCUCAUAUGUCCAAUGGUCAUGGCUCCGAACUUAUGCGGGGGGUCGCUCCUCAUGCAACCAAUUCUUUCCGCGAGAGUCCUGUAUCGCCCUACGAUGAUAUGCACUAUCUUAGCAAUUCGCAUUCUGAAAUGCGCAUGCACGCUGUCGACGAGACUUUGGCACGGAUGAAGCUUCAGGCCCAUCCCAUGAUGGGUUCCAACGACCUCCAGACAUUCAUUAGGCCUUUCCUCGACCAAUAUGUACGAACACCAAAUCGUCUGGCAUUUGGUGAACGAACUGUGAUUGUGAUGUCGAGUAAGGUCGCACAGAAGUCCUACGGUACCGAAAAAAGGUUCCUUUGCCCGCCACCCACUGCCAUAAUGAUUGGCAAUUCUUGGUGGACAGAUGUCAUUCGCCGGGGAGAAGAACCAAAAUUGUGUCCACCACGAGUAGUAGUUUCCAUCUCCGGGGAACCUGCUCCACAAGAGGGCACGAUUGAAUGGACUGGCUCGUCUGGAAAGUCUUUCGAUGUUAGCGAUCCUCCUGCUGGUACAACAUACAUCGGACGUUGUGUCGGCAAACAGCUCUUUAUCUCCGACGUCGACGAGAAGAAGAAGAAAGUGGAAGCGCUUGUCAAAAUUACCGCUCCCGCAUCAGAAGACGAACCUGAGCGAGUAAUUGGUGUCUUUCCAAGCCGACCAAUCAAAGUCAUCAGCAAACCUAGCAAAAAGAGGCAGAGUGCCAAAAAUUUGGAACUUUGCAUCAACCAUGGUUCGACUAUCUCUCUGUUCCAUCGUUUGCGCUCGCAAACGGUUUCUACGAAGUAUCUGUGCGUUUCGGGUUCGGGAUCAUCGUUUAAAGGAUCAGAUGGCGCUCCAUUGAUGGGUCUCGACCAGCGCUCGCGCUCCACCACUCCAUCGUUUAUUGCGCGAACGGCCAGCUGGGACCCCUUUGUCAUGUACAUCGUUGAUGUCAACAAGCCUGCAGGCGCAGGUCUCGAUGCGCCGCCACCUCCCCCACCACAAGCCGACUAUCCAUCACCUCCGCCUAACGCCAUUCCGUUCACGAACAAUGGUUCACAAAUUCCCAUAUACUAUAACCAGACAGUCGUUUUGCAGUGCCUGACCUCGGGAGUUGUUAGUCCCGUGCUCAUUAUCCGUAAGGUUGAUCAUCAAACCACUGUUGUUGGUGGUGGUCUGCAAGAAGGUGCGAAGGGUAUCGCCGACCAUUAUUGCUCCCCUGGAGAGGUAUGUGGCGACCCAGUGUCCCAACUGCACAAAAUUGCCUUUGAGGUCUAUGACCCCAGCAAAGGCAUGCCCGAGCCCGGCACACCCGGUGUUACUGGCGCCUUCCUGUCCUGCAUGGGCGAGAAAGUUAACACGUACCGUCCCAUCGAUGGUCGUCAAUGGAAUACUGCGAACGGCGCUGGUGCGACUUCCCCUACAAUGCCAGGUUCACCGAUAUCGCCGACCGCGGGUCCUUCCAGUGCCAACGAAUACUUCUCUCAUCCUGGCAAAGUUGAUAGUGCUCCAUCGUCUCCAUCUGCGACUGAGUUCAUGACUUCUAACGACGGAGGUCGUGUCAUGAAGAAAAAACGCUCGAAUUCAAGUGCUGGUGGUAUCACCAAAUCUGUCGGUAAAGGUCGCAGGAGGCCAAGUUCUGCAGGAUCCGUCUCUUCUCGUCGUGGAUCUUCAAGCGAUUCUGGAGCAUCCUCAGGUGCACUUUGGCAAGUUGACAUUGGCGAAACCAGCGUCUGGACAAUAGUUGGCACAGACCAAAUUCGCUACAACUUUUACGUUCCCCCCAUUCUCUUCGACAACCAACACGCUCCACAGACCGGUUCUUUCCCUAUACCCUCUAAACCUGUAACACCAUUCCCCGGCGUCGUGAAAUACCUUCCCCCCGAUCGUGCUGCAGAGGCACCAAAAUCAAAUUGUGCAUCGUCACGAGCUGUUCUUUCAAAACCCAACCCCCAUGCUUCAAAGAUGCUCACCGUUUACGGCGAGAACUUCUCCAAGACCGAUCCUGUCAGUGUCUUCUUUGGCUCGGAGCCGUCGCCUUACGUCGAGGUUCGCUGCACCGAGGUUCUGGGUUGUCUCCCACCAGAGUCACAGAUCGUCAAGCGACGACCGAUCAUCCUCAUCCGAUCGGACGGUGUCGUUUUCCCAUCGAACACCACAUAUCCCUAG
Messenger RNA from Psilocybe cubensis, 2961 nucleotides. Its product is annotated as Suppressor of hairless protein-like protein. The coding region runs from base 1 to 2961 and encodes 986 amino acids. NCBI's taxonomy places the organism in Eukaryota, Fungi, Basidiomycota, Agaricomycetes, Agaricales, Agrocybaceae. Gene Ontology annotation, biological process: regulation of transcription by RNA polymerase II. Gene Ontology annotation, cellular component: nucleus. The transcript has 6 exons. The record is from RefSeq and is a predicted model, not a curated record. Gene Ontology annotation, molecular function: DNA-binding transcription activator activity, RNA polymerase II-specific; RNA polymerase II cis-regulatory region sequence-specific DNA binding.